Messenger RNA from Zootoca vivipara (common lizard), 4933 nucleotides. Lineage: Eukaryota; Metazoa; Chordata; Lepidosauria; Squamata; Lacertidae. The record is from RefSeq and is a predicted model, not a curated record.
CCUCUCACUUUCCUGGUUGGUGGAGGGGAAAGUCAACCCCAAAGGGUUAAAAGCGAAGAGAUAUUGGCUUCCUAGAGAGGCAAUGAGGAAGGAGAGUCCUCCCAGCUCCCUGGGAUAGUCCUGAGAUGGGUUUUUGAAUUUCCUUUUGGUGCAGAAAACAAGAGAGGAGAGCAAGAUCCAGCCUGGAAAAGCCGGAAGCUCUUGCGCCUCCGUAGAUCACCGGAAUUAAUUCUGGAAUUUCCCGCUCGGUUUUUGUUCCCUCUUCCGUGAACGCUCUCAAAUAUGAAAAGGGGGGAUCAGACCCCCACAGGACCAACAUCGGGAGAGGCGAAGGCCCCUCACGUCCUCCAAGCUGGGAACAUCCGAGAAUUCCUGAGACGGAUGCCGGGGGAUCAGAUCAAGCAAGAGCCAAGCGAGAGCUCCCUUGAGCUCUGGGAAGUCCAGUGGCAGGAGUUCCUGAAGACGGUGGAGUCUCCUCAUCCGGACUGGGGCACCCCAGCCUUUCCAGAGACGUCCUCGCCGUGGGACGACGCCAAGGGUUUCCUGGCCUCCUUCGAGCAGGUGGCCCAAGCCUGCCAGUGGCCCCGGGAGGAGUGGGUGGCCCGACUCCUGCCGGCCCUCAGCGGGGAAGCCGAGCGGGCCUUCCUCAGGCUCCAGGCUCGAGACAGAGAGGAUUAUGGGAAAGUGAAGGCGGCCAUCUUGCGAGGGGACGCCAUGAGCCGGGAGAAGAUCCGCCAGCAUUUCCGGCGCUUCUGCUACCAGGAGGCCGAGGGGCCGAGAGGGGCGUACGUCCGGCUCCAGGAACUCUGCUGCCAGUGGCUGAAAUUCAAAAGGCACUCCAAGGAGCAGAUCCUGGAGCUGCUGAUCCUGGAGCAGUUCCUGACCAUCCUGCCAGUCCACAUCCAGAGCUGGGUGAGGGAGUGCGGCCCAGAGACUUGCUCCCAGGCGGUGGCCCUGGCUGAGGACUUCCUUCUGAGGCAGGAAGUGGCCCAGAGGCAAGAAAGCCAGGUGGCGUUUGAUGAGGUGGCUGGGAGUUCCUCCGAGGAAGGCCAGGGUCCGUCCCUGAACAAGCAGAGGCUUCUCUGCAUUGACACCAAGCAGGAAGAUGACGACGGAGAAGCUGGCCUGCUGGCGGCCAAAGGUUGGGUGGCCAUCUGCAACGGGGAAGAAUACGAGGCAGAAGAUUCUGAGGCAGAGUGUCCGCACGGGACAUCGGUGUGGAAAACUGAGGAAAGCUUUUCCGAGCGUUGUGCGCAAGAAAAUGCCUCAGCAUGCCAGGGAAGAACAGAGGGCCGUCAGGAGAAGCUGGUGGCAGAGGAAGUCGAGGGGUUGGGUUGCCUGACCCCCACAGAAACCCCGGCUGCAGUCCCGGUAGGAAUCGACACCAACCGGAAACGGACCGCCUGUGGUUCUUAUGGCCGGAACGCCAUCCUCCCGGUGAGAACUCGGAUGGGGGUGAAGCCGGUAAAAUGCCAAGUCUGCGGGAAGUACUUCCUUUGCAGUGCAAAGCUCCUCGUCCAUCAAAGGACCCACGCCGGGGAGAAGCCCUACAAGCGCCUGCAUUUCUCUGGUGCCCAGCACAUGGGCUCCCCCGGCACCGGCCAACCCCCCGUCCUCCACAAGAUGGCUCCCCACCGCAUCCGUGGACAGCGGUGGGAAGGGAAGGAAGUUGUGGCCUUGCUGAGCAGCAUCAAAGCCAGCCCCGCCCUGGCCCUCCUGAUGAGCAGCAGCUCCCAAAGGGGGCACCAGCACUGGGAGAGGAUCAGGGACCAGCUCCAGGCCCAGGGCUUCGUCAGGAACAUCGACCAGCUCCGAUCGAAGUGGAAACAGCUGAAGACGGACUUUUUUGCAGCCGGGCGGCCUGCCGCGGAAGGGAGGGAGAAGCCUGCGGUCACCCCCCCGUAUUUCAACCGGAUGCGGGCCGUGUGGGACGCAGCGGGACGCCCCGCCUUCAAGGACCGACACCUCCCAGCUUCUUACCGAGCCCGGAGGCGUGAGCUGGAGAGAUGUGAGGAAGACGACGAGGACGACAAUGAGUUACAAGUUGACCAGUUGGUGGUCCUUGAAAUCAGGGGUCUCUUGAUGCAGCUGACUUUGUCUCCUGAGAAGCAGCUGCCGCUUUUUCCUGUAGUGGGGGAAAAGGGGGAGCGGGUGAAUUGCCUUGCCUUGGAUUGCCUUGCUUUGCCUCUGCAGGAAGACUGGAGAAAAAAGGCAGAAGCUGCAGAAAGGCCCAGCCAAGGAGUGCACAUUUGCCCAGGGAUGAAGACGGAGGAGGAAUAUCCUGCAGCCUGGGGUGAAAGAGAGGAACUGGAGGGAACAGGAAAAGCCGCUCAUGCCCUCUUGAACGCUGGAGGCCGCAAACCCAGGAUGGAUUUGGGGACACAGAGUGAAUUCCCCAAAGCCAGGCAUCCGGGGAACGCCGAGGGAUUCCUAGAAAGGGGGACCCCACAUCGCGUGAAGGAGGAAUCAGAAGAGGGCUUGGCCCAUUGCUGGGAAGCCCAGUGGCAGGAGUUUUUGAGGACGGUGGAGUCCCCUCACUCGGAAUGGGGAGCCCCCCAGUUGCCGGAGGAGCCCACCCCCUGGGACGACGCCAAGGGCUUCCUGGCUUCCUUUGAGCAAGUGGCCCAAGCCUGCCGGUGGCCCAGGGAAGAGUGGGCGGCCCGACUCCUGCCGGCCCUCAGGGGAGAAGCCGAGUGGGCCUUUGAGAGGCUGGACGCCAGAGAGGAUUAUGGGAAAGUGAAGGCAGCCAUAUUGAGAGGGGACUCCCUGAGGAGGGAGAAGCUGCGCCAGCACUUCAGGGAUUUCUGCUACCAGGAGGCCGAGGGGCCCAGCAGCGCCUACAGCCAUCUCCAGGAGCUCUGCCAGGGGUGGCUGAAAGUGGAGAGGCACUCAAAGGAGCAGAUCCUGGAGCUGCUGAUCCUGGAGCAGCUCCUGGCCAUCCUGCCAGCGGAGAUCCAGAGCUGGGUCAGGGAUCGGGGCCCGGAGACCUGCUCCCAGGCGGUGGCCCUGGCAGAAGGUUUCCUGUCGAGGCAGCGGGAGACUCGGGUCAAUCUGGAAAGCCAGGUGGUCUUUGAGGAGAAGGAGGAGGUGGUGGUGGCAGCUGCAGGUUCUUCCAUUUCUGGCCAGGCGCCACCUGAGGCUGGGGAGAAGCAGCCGCAUGCAGGGGCCAAGCAGGAAGAGGACGAGGAGGACCUGCUGGAUGGUGGUGUAUGGGAGAGCGAAGGUGAAAGUGAACCUUGCAGGACCUCCUCAGAAGCAGGCCAGCAGGAGGCAUUGAAAGAGAACUUCUGGAAUCAAGAUGGAUCGAAGAGGCCAGAGGGAAUCCACGUGGAGAAGGGUGGAGAUAAAGCAAUUCCUUGCCAGGACGGAGACUUCCAUGAAAUUGUAGUUCAAGAAGAACAACAAGCAGAGAAGAGGAGGAGCAAGUGCCUCAGUGCACAUUGGAGAAUCCACACCGGGGAGAAAACCAACAAAGGCUUAAAGUUUGGGAAGAGCUUCAGCCAGCACAGAAGCGUCACGGAAUAUCAGGUGCUCCACUUGGGGGUGAAGCCGUAUAAAUGCUUGGAAUGUGGAAAGAGCUUCAGUCAGAGCACACAUCUCACGUCACAUCAACGCAUCCACACAGGGGAGAGGCCAUACAGCUGUUCGCACUGCAGCAAGAGCUUCAACCAGAGCACUAGCCUUAUUCAACACCAGAGAAUUCACACAGGCGAGAAACCGUACAAAUGCGCCGAGUGUGAAAAGAGCUUCCGCCACAGUACGAGCCUUACAUCACAUCAGAGAAUCCAUACCGGGGAGAAACCGUACAAGUGUUCCGACUGUGGGAAGGGGUUUUGUAAUCAGUCUGGCCUUAUUAACCACAAGACAAUUCACACAGGGGAAAGGCCGUAUAAAUGCUUGGAGUGCGGGAAAAGUUUCAGUCAGAGUACGCACCUUACGUCACAUCAGAGAAUCCACACGGGAGAGAGACCAUAUAAAUGCUCGGACUGCAGCAAGACCUUUUGCGACCAAUCAGGCCUUGUUAAGCAUCAAAGGAUUCACACGGGGCAGAAGCCAUAUAAAUGCUUAGCGUGUGGGAAGAGCUUCAGCCAGAGCACAAAUCUUAUUCGGCAUCAGAGAAUUCACACGGGAGGUGAAGCCCCCAUAUUAACUUCCUCGUACUCUUAGCCUAGCAGAUGAGGUCCUGCUCCAACCGUCUUUGGUUUUGAAGACCUGAACAACUGGGCCUCUUCCGUGGUUGCUCCUUUACGGGACUCAUUUGUGGUUUUAUAAUUACUCGGUUAGUUGGAUGGUUUUUAACUGCAUGUUUCCAUUAAUUAGUUUGUAAUGACCUGGAUAGUUGUGUAGAGGGCCUUCUUGGUAGUGGCGCCCUCCAUGCGGAACGCCCUCCCUUCAAAUGUCAAAGAGAUAAAGAAUUACACAACUUUUAGAAGACAUUCGAAAGCAACCCUGUAUCGGGAGGUUUUUAAUGGAUCAAUUUGGUAGCAAAUUCCACUGCCAAACAGCUCUUACUGUCAGGAAGUUCUUCCUAAUGUUUAGGUGGAAUCUUCUUUCUUGUAGCUUGAAUCCAUUGCUCCGUGUCCGCUUCUCUGGAGCAGCAGAAAACACCUUUUACCUCUAUGGCACCUGUGAAAGGUCUCACCAAAUAUCCCAUCAAAAAUCCGCAAAUGUAGGAGAGACUAUUUGUUCUUCCUGCUCAGUUGCUGUUUGUACUGUCUCAGCCUCUCCUACAUUGAACAUGCCCACUUCAAACAUGUCCACAUUUCAUUGGAUGCUGGGAUUAGACACCUGCCCUCCUCCCUGCUCUAAAUAGAGGAGAGGUGCAGAGUUUCUCUCCUAGAGCAAACACUGUGAAUGGCUUGUGUUAUGCGCCCUCCCCCCAACAAUGCCCUGUCCAAUGCAAGCAGUGUGUGUGUGUGUGUGUGUGUGUGUG